Messenger RNA from Caretta caretta (loggerhead turtle), 1323 nucleotides. Its product is annotated as endosome-associated-trafficking regulator 1-like. Gene Ontology annotation, cellular component: early endosome; midbody; recycling endosome. The record is from RefSeq and is a predicted model, not a curated record. Gene Ontology annotation, biological process: regulation of cytokinesis; positive regulation of cilium assembly; positive regulation of protein localization to cilium. Lineage: Eukaryota; Metazoa; Chordata; Testudines; Cheloniidae.
CUCAAACAGCCCUGUCACAGAAGAGAUGUGACCUGUGUUGGAGCUAAUUUGCAGACUGCUACUUCUGUUGGAGUCUACAGCACUUCAAAAAUGCCACGGCCACUUUUCCCCUCAGGAACAUUGGAGAGGGCCUGUCCACAGUCCCAAGGCCUAGCUAAUGAGGAGGGGGAGGAACCCAUAUGCUGUUACCCGCAUCACCCGCCACCUCCUCCAGACCAUACUAAGAGCCUCAUCAGCCCAGGGGACAAUCAUCUGGAAGAUCCAGAGGGAGCCAUUCCAUUUUCCUUAAAGGGAUUUGCAAAAACGAAAACUCGUGGCACAGCAAAAGAAGAAGAGUCGAAAAAUAGAAUGUUCGCAAAGAAAUUGGCCAGACACAAUCUAGGCCUUGAAGAUGACUCCUUAUCUCCAGAAGCACUGGGCUUGAGCUUGGAAUUUCAGGAACCAUUUUACAAAGACCUGGAGAUGUGUGAUACCUUAUCAGAUGAUGAGGAUGAUGACUGGGGUGGGAGCUAUCAUCACCCUGCCCUUGAAAAAGCCCGUAAGUCCAGGUUUGCCAGCAUGUCACCUUGUAGCCCGCACGAUUCUUUAUAUCACAACACAGCCAGACAGUUGGGAAUUGAGACAUUUGCUCCCUGCCUCCAUCCCAGCAACUUGUAUGUUUCCUGCACAGCUCAUGACAAGGCACCUGAAAGUUGUGCUCUUCAUGAAGAAUCCAUAGGAGACAGGGAGUAUCCAUCUCUGCAGCUGAGCUAUGAAGAACUCAGAGAGGAGAAUUCCAUGCUCAGGAGGAAGAUCAAAAGUAUCCAGAGCUUCUCAGAAAGUCAGACACGCAUGGUGAGAAACCUGGAGAGAAGACUGAGAGCCAGUGUGGUCAAAGAGGAAAAAGAGGCUCAGGGUUUAGAAUCCAUUGUCCAUCAGGCAGAACGGAAUCUGCAGGGGAUGGCCCAACGGGCCCUGAAGGCAGAAAGUAAGGCUGCAAAGCUGAAGCAGGAGAUGUCCCUUCUCCAGGUGGAGCUGGAGAGCUUCAAGGCAGAGAAUGACGUGCUGCGUGCAGGCCAGUCUGCCAGCCUGGGGGCAGUGCAACAAAAUGUAGACGUUGCCUUGCAGAAUCUCUGCCAGGUUAUAGCCAAUGCACACUUGUCAAUCAAACAGCUGGUCUCAGGAACGGAAAUGCUGCAUUUUGUGGCUGACCUCCUGAAAUCCAUAGACAAGAUUUCUGAAGUCAAAAAGGAAGAUGAUGCAUGAAACAGCACUUAGGGUGCUCCCACUUGUGAGUGUAUAGACUGAGAUCACAUUGUUCCCAGACUGCAAUCAGUCAUGCAA